Mycotypha africana is the source of this 501-nucleotide messenger RNA. RefSeq lists its product as uncharacterized. The transcript is spliced from 5 exons. The coding region runs from base 1 to 501 and encodes 166 amino acids. Lineage: Eukaryota; Fungi; Mucoromycota; Mucoromycetes; Mucorales; Mycotyphaceae. Gene Ontology annotation, biological process: mitochondrial respiratory chain complex I assembly. The record is from RefSeq and is a predicted model, not a curated record. Gene Ontology annotation, cellular component: membrane.
AUGUCAACAAGUGGGAAAACUUUUCUUCAACGACUACGCCUGGCAUAUAAAACAACACAGUUCCCUUGGAAAAAGCAUGCAUUAGUCGGUUACGAUUUGAAAGGUAACGAGUAUUGGGAAUGUCCUAAUCCUUUAGGUGGUAGAAUGAAAAGAUGGGUUCAAAUGGCCGAUAAAGCAGACAAUGAUAUUACAGUCUUUCAUCACAAUAAAUUACCAGUGCUGUGGCAAUCAUGGCUCAGACACACUCGUGAUCGGCCUCCUACCAUUGCAGAGUUGAUUCAAGAUGAAAAACGAGUAUGGACAGUUCAAAGUAAAGCGAAAGAACUUGAAGAAGCAUGGGAAAAGUUAAAAAAAAUGAGAACAGAAGAGGAGAAGGAAGCAAAACGAGCAUUAGAUGAAGCGGCCAUUAAAGAAGAACUUGGGUCAGAUACUGCAGAGCCUUCAGGUUUUGGGGAUACUUUUACACCGGGCGAGUGGAAUCCCGUUAGUACAAGGCGGUGA